AUGUUUGUUUCACGACGAAUGCUCGGAGAAGAUGCCAAUGAGUCGUUGUUAGCAGCACUUCUUAAGCAUCGGAAAAUGUCGAUAGAAGAGAAAUUCCAGGCUGCUGUAAAUGUUAUACAGAAAAUGCCGAAAACUGGCCCAAUGGUACCAACCAAUGAUGAAAAGCUUGCAUUCUAUUCCUUGUAUAAACAAGCAACAGAGGGUAAGAAUCGAAAAGCACAACCAAGUUUCCUGAAUUUUGUCGAAAAGGCGAAAUGGAAAGCAUGGAAAGAAUUGGGUGAAAUGUCAUCAGAACAGGCGAAAGAGAAGUAUAUUAAUUUGGUGAAACAAAUUAUGGAUAAGAUGUCGAGAAAGAUGGAUGUGGAGAAAUGGCUUCGGCAGAUUGAUCCUAAGUUAUCAGAGGAACUUGCUUUGAUAUAG
Molecule: messenger RNA, 420 nt
Organism: Acanthocheilonema viteae
Lineage: Eukaryota; Metazoa; Nematoda; Chromadorea; Rhabditida; Onchocercidae
Source: the annotation of a GenBank genome assembly